Messenger RNA from Sesamum indicum (sesame), 2627 nucleotides. RefSeq names its product NPK1-related protein kinase 3 (gene NP3). Gene Ontology annotation, molecular function: MAP kinase kinase kinase activity; ATP binding. The record is from RefSeq and is a predicted model, not a curated record. Gene Ontology annotation, biological process: protein phosphorylation; MAPK cascade. NCBI's taxonomy places the organism in Eukaryota, Viridiplantae, Streptophyta, Magnoliopsida, Lamiales, Pedaliaceae. Gene Ontology annotation, cellular component: cytoplasm.
UAUUUUCAAACGCUCCUUUCCCUCUUCUCUCUCCACUCUCUUCACUCUGAUGAACAAACCCAGAAAGAAGCCCUAAGAUUUCUCUCUCGCAGCAGUGUUAUCCCCCAAACUUGUACUGAAUUACAUUACACUAACUCCGCCGAUGCAAGACUUCAUAGGGUCCGUCAGGCGAUCCCUGGUUUUCAAGCCCUCGGGAGAAGAACCUGCCGGGUUUGGUGGAUUCGUGGAGAAAAUCGGGUCGAGCAUCCGUAAAUCGCGAAUCGGACUCUUUGCGAAGCCGCCGGUUCACGCACUGCCUCCAAUUGUGACGCCGCAAAGAAAUCCGGUGAAGGCGGCGCGGAUGAUGGAGGAGGAGGAGCCGCUGCCUCCAAUGGAAGAAGCCGACGUGGGAGAGGAGGCGGGUGUGGUUGCAGAUAGGAAUGACUUAAUGCCGGCGUCAAAAGCAGGGAGAGAAGAAGAAUCCAAGAAGAAGAAGGAGGUUUCACUGCCGCCGCCAAUCCGGUGGAGGAAGGGGGAGUUGAUUGGGUGCGGCGCCUUUGGGAGGGUUUACAUGGGGAUGAAUCUUGAUUCGGGUGAAUUGCUGGCUGUCAAAGAGGUUGCAAUUUCUGCCAACAGUGCUUCGAAGAAAACACAAGAGUAUAUCAGGGAGCUUGAGAAAGAAGUGAAUCUAUUGAAAAAUCUCUCUCAUCCAAAUAUUGUGAGAUACUUGGGAACUGCAAGAGAAGAGGAUUCAUUGAAUAUAUUGCUGGAAUUUGUCCCAGGAGGAUCCAUCUCAUCUCUCUUGGGAAAAUUUGGGUCUUUUCCAGAAUCUGUAAUUAGAAUGUACACAAAACAAUUGUUGAUUGGGCUGGAAUACCUGCACAAGAACAAAAUUAUGCACAGGGACAUCAAGGGAGCAAAUAUUCUUGUCGACAAUAAGGCAUGCAUUAAACUUGCUGAUUUUGGAGCAUCCAAAAAAGUUGAGGCAUUGGCUACUGUUACUGGUGCUAAGUCAAUGAAGGGUACUCCAUAUUGGAUGGCUCCUGAAGUUAUUGUUCAGAGUGGACAUAGCUACUCUGCGGAUAUAUGGAGUGUUGGAUGCACUGUUAUUGAAAUGGCUACUGGAAAGGCUCCUUGGAGUCAGCAAUAUCAGGAGGUUGCUGCUCUCUUUUAUGUUGGGACAACUAAAUCUCAUCCACCGAUACCAGAGCAUCUUUCUGCUGAAGCAAAGGACUUUUUGUUGAAAUGUCUACAGAAGGAGCCUGACCUGAGGCCCACAGCAUCUGAGUUGUUAAAGCAUCCAUUUGUUACUGGAGAAUGUCGGCAAUCCUAUGUCAUGCUUCGCUCUUCGCUUGUGAGGGACGGUUCUGGAAAGCGGAUGGCAGAUAUUGGGGUUGAUAUCAAGAAGUCAAUGAACCUAGAGGCGAAGCGGUCGUGCAAUGGUCUGAAGGAUGUUGUUGAUUUUGGUGGUCCCAGAUGCUCGACUAUUCAUCCUGAGCGACUCUCAGAAAGAGGAUCGCUUUGGCAACCUGUCAAUUUUGAUGAUGACAUAUGUCGAAUUGAUGAUGAUGAUCUUGUGCUUGGUGCAUCUAUGAAAUUCAUGCCAACUGCUGUUUCUAGUGAUUGUAAUCAGAGUUUUAAUCCUAUGUGUGAACCUAAUGAUCAUUGGCCAUGCAAGUUUGAUGAAAGUCCAGAGUUAAAUAAAAGUGGAACAGUGUCGCUUCUGAACCAAACUAUUGAUUCUGGAGAUAGGUCUUUUGCUUCUGCUGAGGUUGAUUGUGGAUUCACGUUUCCAAGAGGGCAGUCAGGAUCAGAGGAUGAUGAUGAAGUAACUGAAUCAAAGAUUAGAGCAUUUCUUGAUGAAAAGGCUUUCGAACUGAAGAAGCUGCAAACACCUCUAUAUGAAUUCUACAAUUCUUUGAAUGUUGCUGGGCCCCCAAGUCCUGUUGGGACUGGGAACAAGGAAAAUGCUUCAAAUAAUUGCAACUUACCCCCUAAAAGUAGGUCGCCCACUAGGGUGGGUAACAGAAGAUUUUCUGCUGCGAUUGAUGUUGAGUACAGCUCAAGUCCCCAGAGUUGUUCAAGACGUGUAUCAAAUAUUGGCAAUGUAAACCAUCAAGCUUCUCAGGAUGUUAAAGAGCUGCUUCUUGAUUCUCAGCGGGAGCCACUUACUCCAAGCUCUCGGUUCAGCGAAAUACAGAAAAAAUGGAAAGAAGAACUUGAUGAAGAGCUUGAAAGGACCAGAGAACUCAUGCGUCUAGCAGGUGCAAGUGCAGCUAAAACAUCAUCUCCAAAGGAUCGGAUGUUGAAUCGCCACAGAGAUCGAUUAAGGUUUGCAUCUCCUGGGAAAUAAAUUUGGGAAGACAAUGCCUUGUGCAGAUCAAGAAACUGGACUCCGUUAACUCGAGUGAGAAUUUACUGAAUGGAUUCCUAUGCCUGUGAGUAAAUCGACUUUUUUUGCUCUGCUCCUGGUAUAAUUAUAUCCCGUUUUCUCACUAGAGUUGUGCAUACCUCUCCUGGUUGGCAAGUUUCAUUUUGUGAUAUAACGAAUGUGCUGGCCACAACGUCAUGUGUGAAGUCAUGCGGUCAACUCCUCUCUCAAGCUUAAAGUUUUGGAUUGAUGUUCAAAAAGAAGUACACAAGCUAGG